Menidia menidia (Atlantic silverside) is the source of this 720-nucleotide messenger RNA. The record is from the annotation of a GenBank genome assembly. NCBI's taxonomy places the organism in Eukaryota, Metazoa, Chordata, Actinopteri, Atheriniformes, Atherinopsidae.
AUGUGGCUAAGGUGUCUUGGAUUUGCUCUCCUGGUUUGGAUCCCUGGAUUGCUGUAUGCUCAAAGAGCACCUCCAUGCAGCGCUCCCGAUCUGAAUAAAGGGUAUUUCCACCCUGUGCAGGAUUCUUAUUCUCAUGACACCAUCAUCUAUUAUGGCUGCGACAAAGGACAUAAGCCUGCUGUGGAGGGCUGGUGGGCCACUAGCCGAUGCCUAAAUGGCAAAUGGACCCAUGAACCAAAGUGUAUAGAUGAAGAUAGCUGCUUCGCGCCGAAUAUUGACAAUGCAAUGCCAGUGGAGGGCUUGUACACUGCAGGGCAGAAACUGCAGAUACAAUGCAAAAGUGGAUAUGAACAUGAAAGCAGAGAUAAGACGGCUGAGUGUAUGAAUGGACAAUGGACCAAAGUGCCGGUCUGUAGGAAGCGCACAGGUGCAUGUGAAGCUCCGCCUCAGUACCCCAAUGCAGUCAUCAUUAAUCACAAAUACCAGGAGGUGUUUGAUGAAAACAAAGAAUUGCAAUAUCAGUGUAGAGAUGGAUAUGUUGGAGAGAAUGGAGCCAAAACAAAAGCUGUUAGGUGCAAUGGUGAACAAUGGGAAGGCGGCCCAAAUUGCGUGCGCUCCUCCAGCCCAACACCCACAGAUGGAAACAUUAAACCAGCUAUUACAACAAUUGAUAAAUGUGGACAGUUCCCCGUAGUUAAGGACGGUGUUAAUUACCCGUGA